CAUCCUUCUCACAUUAUCCACCUACCUUCACAAACCCAGUCUCACGGUCUCACUCUUCUUUUUCAUCAAACACAGAAGUCAUGAGAGAAAAGGCCUUCCCUUUAGCCACCAUCAGAUUCCUAGUCUCUUCUAUGUACACAAACACAAAUUAACAACUCGCUAUAGAGCUCUUUAGCUCAGAUUCUAACCCAACAAUGAUACCAACAACGAUGAACCAGAUGUGGACAACAAUGGGUUCAACCCUAGCCAGCUUCAUGUUUGUUUGGGCCAUCAUCCGCCAGUACUGCCCUUACGAGCUCCGUAGAUUCUUCGAAAAAUACUCCCACAGAAUCAUGGGCUACUUCUACCCCUACAUCAAAAUCUCCAUCCACGAGUUCACGGGCGACCGCCUCAAGCGGAGCGAGGCCUACGCCGCCGUGGAGGCCUAUCUCAGCUCCAACACUUCAAAAAGCGCCAAAAGACUCAAGGCAGAGAUGGUCAAAGACAGCAGCAACUUGGUUCUGAGCAUGGACGAGUAUGAAAGAGUCACAGAUGAGUUUCAUGGUGCAACUGUGUGGUGGGUUCUGACCAAAGCUCUGUCGCCGGGCCGGUCCAUGUCAAUGUCUUACUAUCCGGAGCAGGAGAAAAGGUUUUACAAGCUCACUUUUCACAAGAAGUACAGGGAGAUCAUCACAGGGUCUUACUUAGACCAUGUGGUGAAAGAAGGCAAGGAAAUUAGGGUUAGGAAUAGGCAGAGGAAGCUUUACACAAAUAGCCCCGGUUACAAGUGGCCUAGCUACAAGCAGACUAUGUGGAGUCACAUUGUGUUUGAGCAUCCAGCGACGUUCGAAACAAUGGCGUUGGAGCCAGAAAAGAAGAAGGAGAUCAUUGAAGACUUGGUGACUUUUAGUAAGAGUAAAGAUUUCUAUGCAAGAAUUGGGAAAGCUUGGAAAAGGGGGUACUUGCUUUAUGGGCCACCAGGGACUGGGAAGUCCACCAUGAUUGCAGCAAUGGCUAACUUGCUGAGCUAUGAUGUCUAUGAUCUUGAGCUCACUGCUGUGAAGGACAACACAGAGCUGAGGAAGCUUUUGAUCGAGACGACAAGUAAGUCUAUAAUUGUCAUUGAGGAUAUUGAUUGCUCACUUGAUCUAACAGGUCAGAGGAAGAAGAAAGCAGAGAAGGGUUGUGUGGAUGAUGAGAUUAUUAAGGCAAGUAAGGAGAGGAUGAAGGAGCCAAAAGAGGAGGGUGGUAGUGGAAGUAGUAAGGUCACUCUUUCUGGGCUUUUGAAUUUCAUUGAUGGGCUUUGGUCUGCUUGCGGGGGUGAGAGGCUGGUGGUUUUUACUACUAAUUAUGUUGAGAAAUUGGAUCCUGCAUUGAUUAGGAGGGGUAGAAUGGACAAGCAUAUUGAGCUUUCUUAUUGUAGUUUUGAAGGAUUCAAAGUUUUGGCAAAGAAUUACUUAAGGCUUGAGAGUCAUGAAAUGUUUGAUAUGAUUCAGAAGCUAAUGGGAGAGACCAAAAUGACCCCUGCUGAUGUAGCUGAGAAUCUCAUGCCCAAGUCUCCACAAGAUGAUCCAGAGAGGUGUCUUUCGAAUUUCAUUCAAGCUCUUGAAGAAGUUAAGGAGGAAGAAGAAGCCAAGAAGAAAGCUGAAGAAGUGAAAGAGAUUGCUGCUACAACAAAGGAGCUGCCACAAGAAAACAAAGAUGUUGAGGUAACAGAAUGUUCUGGGGAGCAAUGAGAAAACUUCAUUGUAGAGUAUUAGUUACUUUAGUGAAGAGUUUCGAAUUUUCUGAGGGCAAGUGGCUGAUAAUGGGUUUGGGUUCAUGUUCAAGCAA
Messenger RNA from Rosa chinensis, 1812 nucleotides. RefSeq names its product AAA-ATPase ASD, mitochondrial. The transcript has a single exon. Lineage: Eukaryota; Viridiplantae; Streptophyta; Magnoliopsida; Rosales; Rosaceae. Bases 195 to 1715 code for a protein of 506 amino acids. Gene Ontology annotation, molecular function: ATP binding; ATP hydrolysis activity. The record is from RefSeq and is a predicted model, not a curated record.